UGUUCACAUUGUGAAGCUGCCGUUUCGUGAGUUUCGUAUUAUUUCGUAAGUUCACAUUUCCUACAAGCGCAAGCUGAAUGCCUUCGCUUUGCCUCAAUAUUCUAAUCGGCCUUGAGCGAGACGGGGAAGAGAUAAAAAGUACAGCACGCCAGCGAUGGACGGCGUCACAUUCAUCCCAAAACGAAGGGCCCAGAUUGGAGAUUGACGCAAAUGUUUAUCAUGUGAUAGCGCAGAAUCUCUAGGCAUCCAGCCACGGAGAGAGGGACGGGAAGGGCUUCCUAUCGACGGCCACGAAGCAGAAAGGAUCAAUGAUGGCGCCCCGAUGGCUGUUGAUUGGAAGCCUGGUAGUUCUUAUGCAAUUUGUUCCUGAAGUUCGUGCUUGGGGAAAAGAAGGCCACUAUGUGGUGUGCAAGAUAGCAGAGGCUCUGCUAUCUGAGGAUGCAGCCAAUGCUGUCAAGGCACUUCUUCCAGAACAUGCUCAUGGUGAACUUGCUUCUGUCUGUUCGUGGGCUGAUGAAAUUCGUCACUACCAUGACUGGCGUUGGAGUAGUCCUCUACAUUAUAUUGAUACACCAGACUUUAGAUGCAAUUAUGAAUACUGCAGAGAUUGCCAUGACUCUGCUGGGGUCGCCGACAGGUGUGUUGCUGGAGCAAUCUAUAACUAUACACAACAACUUGCAAAUUGUAAUAAUCCUUCGUUUAAGGAAAGACACAAUAUGACAGAAGCUCUGCUCUUCCUGUCACAUUUUAUGGGGGAUAUCCACCAGCCGCUGCAUGUGGGUUUCACCGGUGAUUUGGGUGGCAACACUAUCAUUGUGCACUGGUAUAGACGAAAGGCCAACUUGCAUCAUGUAUGGGAUAGUAUGAUUAUUGAAACUGCUUUAAAGGAGUACUAUGGCUCUCAAAUUGAGAAUAUGACACAAGCCAUUCAAAGGAAUAUCAUGGAUGACUGGUCUGAUGAUGUUGCUCACUGGGAGAGUUGUAUUUCAAAUGCUAUGGUUUGUCCAGACCCGUACGCAACAGAAAGUGUCCGCUUGGCAUGCAAAUUUGCUUAUAAGAAUGCAACACCAGGAAGCACAUUAUCAGAUGCUUACUUCCAUUCUAGGCUUCCAGUGGUGGAGAAGAGGCUGGCUCAAGGAGGUGUGCGCCUUGCUGCGACUCUCAACAGAAUAUUCGCACCUUCAAUCAAGCUUUAUUCCACAACCGAAGGCUCCAUCCACAUUAUUUAAAACACCUGUCUCAACCGAACAUGAAAAGUCCACAUUGAAGUCAAUGUGAACCAAGUGAAUCUCAACUUUGGACAGACCACACAACAUGUUCCAAUAGUUUCAUCAAAUUGUAUAUAACAUAACCAUCAUUUAUGCAACAUUUACCCAAUGUUUCAUCCACCUGUAUCUACAAUCUAUCACUGUACCAACAUGUGCAAGGAUUAAUCAAGACUUGCCCCACGGAUUCAACUCUCUA
Messenger RNA from Nymphaea colorata (pocket water lily), 1464 nucleotides. Its product is annotated as endonuclease 4-like. Gene Ontology annotation, biological process: DNA catabolic process. The transcript has 10 exons. Gene Ontology annotation, molecular function: endonuclease activity; nucleic acid binding. The record is from RefSeq and is a predicted model, not a curated record. NCBI's taxonomy places the organism in Eukaryota, Viridiplantae, Streptophyta, Magnoliopsida, Nymphaeales, Nymphaeaceae. The coding region runs from base 309 to 1229 and encodes 306 amino acids.